This is a messenger RNA of Fundulus heteroclitus (mummichog), 6591 nucleotides long. RefSeq names its product adhesion G protein-coupled receptor L2. The record is from RefSeq and is a predicted model, not a curated record. Lineage: Eukaryota; Metazoa; Chordata; Actinopteri; Cyprinodontiformes; Fundulidae. Gene Ontology annotation, molecular function: carbohydrate binding; G protein-coupled receptor activity. Gene Ontology annotation, cellular component: membrane; neuron projection. Bases 789 to 5300 code for a protein of 1503 amino acids. The transcript is spliced from 23 exons. Gene Ontology annotation, biological process: brain development; adenylate cyclase-activating G protein-coupled receptor signaling pathway; cell surface receptor signaling pathway.
CAGGGGACCUGUGCGCCGUUUCUCCUCGCCUUGCUUGCCUCCAGUCCGGCUCUAGCCCCGACUGUCUGCGCGGCGUGUGGAUGAGGCGCAGAGGGAACGCCACCGGAGCGCACACAGAAGCACCGGAGAAGCCACGUUCUCCCGUGUAGAUCAGAGUGCCGCCUGCGUCCCAGACGGCCGGAGGACUUUUCGGACUGACUUGAGGCGCUGGGAGUUUGAUUUCGAAGCCAGUCUGGGGUGCACCCCCGUCUCCUUGAAGUGAUCCCUGCUUCAAGCAGUCUGUCCGUAGCGCUCCCGUCGGAAGGAGUCUGUGAGGGAGAAGAGGUGGUGGUGGAGGUGGAAGGAGAGGAGGAGGAGGAGGGGGGGAAACGAUCAUUACUUUUGAACAGACCCCUCGACAUGGAGCUAUUCGUCUGGUCCCGGGCGCACCGGCUGGAAGAGGAGCGCUUAUCUGCCUCGGAGAUCCCCAUCUUCUGUCCACUGUGAAGAAGGUCAGGAAUGCAGCAGAGCUCCAGCCAUCUUUGUGUAGUUUAUGAGGGCUUCUUUUUAAAAUAAAGCCGAGAAAGGAGAGGCGGAGGACUCCUGGCGUUGGUUGGACUGAAUCGGAUCACCACUCCACGCCGGGGAUUCUUAUUUUGGCACCGCGCUAAAAAAACGAUGCUCAGCGACACUUCUCGGAGACCUGCCGAUCGCUGAAGUCGUCCCGGCUCUCCGUCCUCCGACUGCCACACUUUGAAUCGCUGUUAUCAGCCCAUCAGUCACCCGGAUCGUUUGCUAACCGCGGCACAAUGGCCUCCGCGCUGGGGAGGUGUCCAGUGUUUUGCUGCCUCCUGUUCGUUGUCCUGUGCUUUCACUGUACACAAGGCUUCAGCCGCGCGGCCUUGCCUUUUGGGCUGGUCAGGAGAGAGCUCUCGUGCGAAGGAUAUGCGAUCGAUCUCCGCUGCCCCGGGAGUGAUGUCAUCAUGAUCGAGACGGCCAACUACGGCCGCACCGACGACAAGAUAUGCGACGCCGACCCGUUCCAGAUGGAGAACGUCAACUGCUACCUCCCAGAUGCCUACAAGAUUAUAUCACAAAGGUGCAACAACCGUACGCAGUGUGUGGUUGUCACUGGCUCUGAUGUCUUUCCUGAUCCAUGCCCUGGCACCUACAAGUACUUAGAGGUCCAGUAUGAGUGUGUUCCCUAUAAAGUGGAGCAAAAAGUUUUCAUUUGUCCGGGGACUCUGAAGGGCAUAGGCGCCGCCACCUUCCUGUUCGAGGCCGAGCAGCAAGCGGGCUCGUGGUGCAAAGACCCGCUUCAGGCCGGGGACAAGGUCUUCUUCAUGCCCUGGACGCCCUACCGGACGGACACGCUCAUCGAGUACGCCUCCCUGGAGGACUUCAAGAACGGUCGGCAGACGACCACCUACAAACUCCCGCACCGCGUGGACGGCACGGGCUUCGUCGCCUACGACGGCGCCAUCUUCUUCAACAAGGAGCGCACCCGCAACAUUGUCAAGUUCGACCUCCGCACGCGCAUCAAAAGCGGCGAGGCCAUUGUGAACAACGCCAACUACCACGACACCUCGCCUUACCGCUGGGGCGGCAAGACAGACAUUGACCUGGCGGUCGACGAGAGGGGCCUUUGGGUUAUCUACGCCACGGAGCAGAACAAUGGACGCAUAGUGGUGAGCCAGCUCAACCCGUACACCCUCCGCUUCGAGGGGACUUGGGACACGGCGUACGACAAGCGCUCCGCCUCCAACGCCUUCAUGGUGUGCGGCGUGCUGCACGUGGUGCGCUCCACCUACGAGGAGAACGAGAGCGAGGCCAGCCGCAGCCAGAUCGACUACAUCUACAACACCAAGCUGAACCAGGGCGAGUACACGGACAUCCUCUUCCCCAACGAGUACCAGUACAUCACCGCCGUGGAUUACAACCCGCGGGACAACCAGCUGUACGUGUGGAAUAACUUCUACGUGCUGCGCUACGACCUGGACUUCGGGCCUCCGGAUCCCGCUGAAGUCCCGACCACGGAGGAUGCCUCCGUCACGUCAUCCGUGCCCAGAACCACCCCGCUGUUCACCACCACCACCGUGGCCGCCUCGAAGGGGCAGGGCGACACCACCGGAGCGGGAGCCGAUCCGAGAGAGGGAAGGAUACUUCACGAGGGCAGCCACGGGCCCGUCACGGCCGAGCCCACCGUGCCCGAGCUGCCCCCGACGCCCCGACGCUUCUGCGAGGCAACCCGGAGGAGAGCCAUCGACUGGCCCCAGACGCAUACUGCCACCACGGUGGAGAGACCUUGCCCCAAAGGAACCAGAGGCACAGCUACUUUCCUCUGCACCGUGAUGGGGACUUGGUGCUCCAAGGGGCCGGACCUCAGCAAUUGCACCUCCCACUGGGUGACUCAGGUGGCGCAAAAGAUCCGAAGCGGCGAAAGUGCGGCUAAUUUGGCCAACGAGCUGGCUCGGCACACGCAGGGCCCCGUGUUCGCCGGGGACGUCAGCUCCUCGGUGCGGCUGAUGGAGCAGCUCGUGGACAUCCUGGACGCCCAGCUGCAGGAGCUCCGGCCCAACGAAAAGGACUCGGCUGGACGCAGCUUCAACAAGCUUCAAAAAAGAGAGAAGACAUGCCGAGCGUACAUGAAGGCGAUUGUGGACACCGUUGACAACCUCCUGAGGACAGAAGCGCUGAAAUCCUGGAAGGACAUGAAUUCCACGGAACAGACGCACGCCGCCACCAUGCUCCUGGACACCCUGGAGGAAGGGGCCUUCGUGCUGGCGGAGAACCUGAUCGAGCCGGCGAUCGUCAAAGUGCCUGCAGAGAAUAUCGUGUUGGAUGUGUAUGUAAUAAGCACCGAUGGCCACGUGCAAGACUUCAGGUUUCCACAGACGAGCAAGGGUGGAGCGACUCUUCAGCUUUCCUCGAACACGGUGAAAGUCAACAGCAAAAACGGUGUGGCCAAGCUGGUGUUUGUGCUCUACAAGCACCUGGGUCAGUUCCUCAGCACAGAGAACGCCACGCUCAGGGGAAUGGGGGAUCUGAACAAACACAACCUCUCCCUCACCGUCAACUCCCACAUCCUGUCAGCCUCCAUCACAAAGGAGUCCAGCCGUGUGUUUGUCGCCGACCCGGUGGUCUUCACUCUGGAACACCUGGAUAAGGAGCAUUAUUACAACCCAAACUGCUCCUUCUGGAAUUACUCGGAGCGAAGCAUGAUGGGAUACUGGUCCACUCAGGGCUGCAAGCUGCUGGAAACCAAUAAAAGCCACACCACUUGCUCCUGCAGUCACUUGACCAACUUCGCCAUCCUCAUGGCUCAUCGGGGAAAUGUGAGAGACAGGGGCAUGCACGAGGUCCUCCUCACCGUCAUCACCAGGAUGGGUAUCGCCGUGUCCCUAGUCUGCCUGGCCAUCAGCCUCUUCACGUUCUUCUUCUUCAGAGGCCUGCAAAGCGACCGCAACACCAUCCACAAAAACCUCUGUCUCAACCUCUUCAUCGGAGAGCUUCUCUUUCUCGUGGGCAUCCACAUGACCGAGCCAAAGCUGGUCUGCUCCAUCAUCGCCGGAGUCCUCCACUUUUGCUUCCUGGCGGUGUUCACCUGGAUGUGUUUGGAGGGCGUGCAGCUCUACCUCAUGCUGGUCGAGGUCUUCGAGAGCGAGUUCUCGCGCAGAAAGUAUUACUACCUCUCCGGCUACCUCGUCCCGGCAGUGGUUGUUGGCAUCUCGGCGGCCAUCGACUACAGGAGCUACGGAACGCAGCAGGCAUGCUGGUUGAGAGUGGAUAACCAUUUCAUCUGGAGCUUCAUUGGGCCAGUGACCUUCAUAAUAGUGGUCAAUGUCAUCUUCCUGGUGGUGACGAUGUACAAGAUGGUGAAGCAUUCCACCUCCAUGAAACCCGACUCGAGCAGGCUGGGGGGUAUCAGGUCGUGGGUGUUGGGAGCGUUUGCUCUGCUCUGUCUUCUGGGUCUCACGUGGUCCUUCGGCUUGUUCUUCCUCAACGAGUCCUCCAUGGUGAUGGCUUACCUCUUCACCAUAUUCAACACUCUGCAAGGGAUGUUCAUCUUCAUCUUUCACUGUCUACUUCAGAAAAAAGUCCGGAAGGAGUACAGCAAAUGUUUCCAUCAGUCCCAGUGUUGCGGCGCUCUGCCUUCUGAGAGUUCCCACAGCUCGGCCAAGGCAGCCACGUCUCGAUCCACGGCCCGCUACUCGUCCGCUACACAGAGCCGCAUCAGGCGGAUGUGGAACGACACUGUGAGAAAGCAGUCGGAGUCCUCCUUCAUCUCGGGCGACAUAAACAGCACCUCGACGCUCAACCAGGGGAUGACUGGCAACUACCUCCUAACUAACCCCCUCCUCCGAACCCACGACACUAACCCCUAUAACAACCUCCUGGCUGAAACGGUGGUGUGCAACACCCCCUCUCCGCCGGCCUUUCACUCCCCAGGACAGCCCUCUCUCAGCAACAGCAGGGACAUCAGCGCCAUGGACACCCUCCCCCUCAACGGCAAUUUCAACAACAGCUACUCCCUGCGCGACGAUGACUACGAAGCCGUGGGUGUCCGAGCGCCCGGUGACCUGGGCGGCCUCAACCUGGACGACGCCACAUUCGAGAAAAUGAUCAUAUCCGAGAUUGUCCACAACAACCUUAGGCCCCGCGGGGGCCCCAAAGCCCGCAGCACCCCGAGAGAGAGGGACCGGGCGCCGCCUCCCCACACCCGGGUCAACGUGGCCCAAGGAGGGGGUGGGAGCGGGAGCGAGGAUGAUGCCAUCGUGGCAGAUCACACGGAGGCCUCAUCCCCGCAGAGAGGAGGUGGAAGAGGAGGCCACACCACUCUGGAGCUGCUCUUGCACCCCCACCACAAGGAGGUGCUUGAGGCUCCCCUCCUGCCCCAAAGGACUCACUCUCUUCUCUACAGUGCCCAGAAGGCCCCCAGGCGCCUGGAGGGCCAGGGCGGCCACGGCUCCGAGACUGUUACCGCAGUGGAGGACAUGGGCUCCCAGUCACCCAGCAACAACAGAGACUCUCUGUAUACCAGCAUGCCAAACCUAAGAGACUCUCCCUCACCUUCAGCUUCGCCCUACCCGCCGGAUGAGGGGGAGGAAGAGGAGGAGCUCUCUCCCUCACCACACAGCGAAGGGGAGGACGUGUACCACAAGAGCAUGCCUGAGCUCGGCGACGCUCCGCAGCCGCUGUCCUACUACCACAUAAACCGAGGCACCAGCGACGGGUGCAUCAUCUCGCCCAGCACUGAGGGCUCCGAGCAGGCCGGGGACGCCCCCACCGACGGACAAAUGCAGCUGAUUACCAGCCUCUGAGAUGGGGGCGUGGGGGUAGGGCACCUCUGUUUGCACAGGUUUGAACAGCUGGGUGCUUAGCGGCGAUGUCAUGAGAGCCCGGCGAGCCCGGCCCCGCACAUGCCCUUCCCGUUCGGACAGGAGGUGAAAAGUCGCUGGGUCAGGAAUAGGAAUGAACGACUUUCUUUUUUUUUGCACAGAGAUCUCAUUUUACACACAAGACACACCCAACUGAGGCCAGACAAAUGUGGUGCUGCGCCAGCUCUGCUGCUGGACUAAUGAGGUGCAGAGGAUAACACAGAGGCCGCAGUUUCAAAGAUAAAGUCUGGCGUUUCUGUCGUACUGAGAGAGAAAUCGAAGAGUAAGGGAUUUGAAAAAAAAAAUAAAAAAUUGUUAACCUCCGAGCGAAGAACCAUGAAGCUCUUGGCAUAUUCCUGAGGGACUUUUACAGAACCAGGGUCCUUUUUAAGUCAAGAAGUGCAGAACAAGAACUAGUGAGGCUCCACUUACACCGUCAAGACUGUAAAGUUACGAAACCACUAAUUCAGACUCAGGCCUUAUAUUUUUCUCUAUUGCACAAUUAACUGUUGUACAUGUAACAGCUGAAAAAAUAUAUUUUGCUGUACCACUAGUGUAAAAAGUAAAACAAAAAGGCAAAGUGAAGAAAAAAAAAAAAAGAAAAGGAAAAAAAAAAAGAAACGGCAAGAAUUCAGUAGUUAUGCCCUUUCAAUGUUAAAAUUCUUCAGACAAAGGUUAAUCAAACUGUUGAAAAUGUGCUUUUUUCCUCUCACACUUGACUUGUUGUAGAAUGUUUGAAUAUUUAAAAAAAAAAAGGAAAAAAAGAGGUUUUGAGCGACAUCAGUCCAUAUGAAACCAUGUUCACAUCUCUGCUUGUGAAGUGCUUUUUUUAUUAGCUUUUUUAUGAACGACAAUUUUCUUUUCGGCGGUAGUAUAUUUGUUAACACCGUGCCAUGCACAGACUUAUCAUUAAGAUGAAUCGGAUCCCCGUGUAAUUUAUUUUACUUGAAAGAAACGUGCAGCAUUUACUCAUUUCGGUUCAUGCCUUUGCGGUUUUUUUGCAGUUUUUUUUUUUAUUUGCAACAUGUUUCAUCCUUUGACACUAAUUAAUUUAUUAAGUAAUUGAAGAAAUUGCAAAAAAAAAAAAAAAAAGAUCAUGUGGGAAAGUGUGAAAAGACAUUGCCGCACUGAUUAGGUUUAUUAUAUUUCUUUUGUAAGAGCCCAUCGUCAACUGGUAUUUAAUUCAACUCCUGUUUGAUAUCAAAUAAAUAUGAAACUUUUCCUCGUUCGCAGA